Saccostrea cuccullata (small rock oyster) is the source of this 1228-nucleotide messenger RNA. RefSeq lists its product as uncharacterized. The record is from RefSeq and is a predicted model, not a curated record. NCBI's taxonomy places the organism in Eukaryota, Metazoa, Mollusca, Bivalvia, Ostreida, Ostreidae. The transcript is spliced from 10 exons. The annotation marks the transcript as partial.
UUCAGGGGAACUUACUGACCAAGGAACAUUUCUCUGUGACAGGUGUAGAAUGAUUCCACAGUGAUGAAGAGAACUUCUGUUAGAACAGAGUCCCUAUCUGGACGACAAGCCAAGAAAACAAACAACUACGGUCCAAGUAAAAUUCCCCAGUAUUUUCCUGGCGAAAAGAAAAAGACAAAAGCAGUGCCAGACUUUGGCAAACUCCACGAGAAGUGGCAGAAACAACUAGAAGUCGGCAAAAUUUGUAACAAGAAACCACAGACAGUGCCCACCGAGUUUAAGCUGAGCAAAAGCAGCAAGGCUGACCAGCCCCAAUAUGCCAAGAAACAGUUAUUCUCCGAUGAAGAAUUUGAGGCGGACCAUAAGUCUCUGGACGCCAUUCUGCGUGGACUGCCGGGACGUGGCAUUGCUUCAAGAAGAGCAACAACAGCCACUGGAAGAGAUGUAAAGAGGAGCCAAAGUUGUAACAGCAUAGGAAGUAGACGGGUCCUUGGAGAGUUACCAUUGGACCCAGAUCAAACUUCCAGGGCCAACAGACGAAGAAGUCGGAGCGCCAGGGCAGAGGUCCCCCUCAAGGUCCUGAAGGAGAGUGCUGAAGUGAAAUUUGAGCCAGACCCCCAGGCUUUGCGUAGUAUCAUCAGCAGUGAAGGAAUGACCCCGUCACGAGUUGCAGCUCCCAAGCGACAGACCACCACAGGGGCGGUCAUCAGACAAGAGAGACCUUCAAUCUAUGAUGCGAUGACAAGUUCCGGACAUCUGAAUUCUAAAUUUGCUGCUGUGCAGUUGGCCAGCAAGGUGUCAAAGGUCACCCAUCCAAAGAGUCGACCCCCAGGCAGUCCUGUACAGAGGGCCACACAAGCUUGUCGAGAUCCUCCCCAUAAUCACCCCCGAAAACCGAUAGAUCAGCAGCCCCAGUCACUGGCUGAUGAGUUUGAGGUUGACCCUCAGUCAAUGAGAAACAUUAUCAACAGUGAAGGACUGACCCCUGUCAGAGUUACUGCCCCUGUCAGGAAGACCCUGGGAGGACCAAUCAUAAGACAGGUAAUACAUAUAACAGUCAGAGUUACUGCCCCUGUCAGGAAGACCCUGGGAGGACCAAUCACAAGACAGGUAAUACAUAUAACAGUCAGAGUUACUGCCCCUGUCAGGAGGACCAAUCAUAAGACAGGAAAGGCCCUCAAUCUACGAUGCUAUGACGAGCUCCAGGAACCACUCGGUGUUUGGGAAU